This is a messenger RNA of Linum trigynum, 7069 nucleotides long. NCBI's taxonomy places the organism in Eukaryota, Viridiplantae, Streptophyta, Magnoliopsida, Malpighiales, Linaceae. The record is from the annotation of a GenBank genome assembly.
CUGCUCCUUCCUUCCUCAUUUCUUCUAAACUCCAAUAAGUACUGUCCAUUUCUCUCUCCCCUCCAUAACAAUGACAGCAUCGUUCUCCUCACUGCUUUAAAUCGCCUCGUUUGCUCUCAGGAACUUUGCUUACCGCAACAGAGCUUAAGCUUUUUUUUUUUAUUAUCUCCUCUCUUUCUUGAGGUGGAAAGAUGGGGUUUAUUCCGACGGAAGAGAGCCGGAGGCAGGAGAUCGAGGAGUUCAAGCGGAUGGUAGUCGCCUGCGCCGGACUCAGCCGGAGGAAAGACGAAGAGGAGCAGCUCGGAUUCCGCCUCCACUCCCCUGAAAUUGACGACGACGUAGGUGAGGAGAAGAUCGUCUGCGUUACCAGCGGCGUUUCCUUCUUAGGCCUCGCCGUCGUCAACCGCCUCCUCGUCCGCGGUUACUCCGUCCGAAUCCUCGUCGAUAACCAAGAGGAUGUGGAGAAGUUGAGGGAGAUGGAAGAAGCGGCGGCGGGGGAGGAGGGGAGGCGGCGAUUGGGAAGCAACAACAACGGCGUGGUGGAAGCAGUGGUGGCGAGUUUGUUCCAAGUGGAGACUUUGGCGGAGGCGUUCAACGGCUGCCGAGGCGUUUUCCACACUGCGGCUUUCGCGGAUCCAGCUGGACUCUCCGGUUACACGAAAUCGAUGGGCGAAAUUGAAGUGAAGGCUGCUGAGAAUGUGGUGGAGGCAUGCUCGAGGACCCCGUCGGUAAGAAGCUGCGUGCUCACUUCAUCGCUCCUGGCCUGCAUUUGGCGAGACAGCACCUUGCAGGAUUACCCCUGCGUCAUCAACCACGAGUCCUGGAGCGAAGAAACAUUUUGCAGAGAUAAACGGCUGUGGUAUGCUUUGGGCAAGCUGAGAGCAGAGAAGGCAGCAUGGAGAAUAGCUAAAGAGAGAGGUGUGAAAUUAGCCACCAUCUGCCCAGGUCUUAUUACAGGCCCUGAAUUCUUCGACAGGAACCCAACAUCAACCGUUGCCUACUUAAAAGGAGCUCAAGAGAUGUUUGCAGACGGGCUGCUGGCGACGGUGGACGUGAUGAAGCUGGCGGAGGCACAAGCCUGCGUGUUCGAAGGAAUGAAGAAGACAGCCGGCGGGAGAUACAUUUGCUAUGACAACGUGAUCGAGAGCGAGGAGACAGCAGAGAAGCUAGCAGAAGAAGUUGGGAUGUCGGCGGAGAGGAUAUGCGGGAACAGAGGUGCUUACAUUCCGGCGCCAUUCCAGUUAUCUAACAGGAAGCUUUCUAACCUCAUGUCCAGAACUCUUCGCAGUUGCUACAAUCAACGCUGAAUCAUUAAAAGGAAAAUGAGUCGUUGGUAGGAAGGGUUUCUAGCUGGCUAAAAGGGUUAUUAUGGUUAUACGUACAAAAUUGUUCUAUGAUGAGAGCGCUAGUGAAGUGUUCCAAUUCGUAAGAGCAAAUGAGUAGCUUCCUUUCAUAUCAAUCUUCAGUAACCAAUCUAGACCACCAUCCUGAUUCGGUGCAAGUCAGCGUGGGUAAACUGUCACUAGUUACAAACUAACGGAAUGUGAGAAAUUUUGUAAUUUGAAUAUAUUAAUCUUCAACAAUGCAUUUAACAUCAAUUUGUGUAUUAUACUAUGCACCAAUACAAGCAUUAUACACCAAUAUUUGCUUCCAAUUUGCACAUAAAACUAUCGAGUAUUGAUAAACAGAAUGAAAUUGAUGAUAAACCGGAUCAUCGAAUUGAAUAUAAUGUCAAUGACAAUCAGGUCUUUGAUCCCAUUAAAUUUACAAAUACUAAAAAAUGAAAUGAAUUUACAUCUGUGUGGACAAAUGAGACAGAAUACAAUUGGAAUACUUAUUGGAGUUCAAUUCUGAUAAAUUUGGUCGACUCCAAACACCGCUACAUUUAACCACCAUCAAUCUAUACAUUCAAAUAAAUCCUCAUGUGGCUCUAAUGACUGUCCAUUUAUCUUAAUAACAUCUUAAUCUUAUUUAAUCACCAGCAAUUAGGUGGUUGCGGAAGAUAAAGAGAGAGGAUACACUCUGUCAAUAAGGAUUUUGAACAAUUAGGAGUAAUUUCGGUGACCUAAAACUGGAGCUUCAAAUACUUGGUUCAACAACAUCCUCGAAACCGAUGGUUUUUCAACAUAUCGAGGUGUCAAUCCAAUACAGACGUGUUCGAUAUCAAAUGAGAGUAGUUAAAUAAUAGAAAGAACAUUAAAAAAAAAAAAGAUACACCAUACCAGUUGAUUUUACCGCAAAGCAAUUUCACGAGCGAGAACCGAGAUAGCAGAGAUGAAUCAGAUCAUUGGUAAAAGACAUAGUUAGGUUGGUCUUCCUUGGUUUAGGCGAUCCAAACCAUUAACAUACUGUCCGAGUUAAUAACUCGGGUAAUGAAUGAAUCGCUCAAAGCAAGGUAAAACCACUCUAGCUAUAAUUUUUACUCCGAUUCUUUGUAUGUGUAGCUCCAUCACGACAGGGAACAGAGGGCAAAGCAAAACGAAAUACAAAUUUCAGAUCCAGAAUUGUCAAAAACAAAAUUUCAAACGCCAGUAGAAAUUCUGACUCGAUCAGAGAAAGCUAGUUCAAAAACAAGAGGAGAAAAAAUGGUGAAAGGCUCAGAGAGUUGCUAACUGUGCUCAAGGAAGAGCUCCCGUGAAGGAGCUCCUCUCAUACAAGAGGUGUCAGAAAUAAAGCACUCUUCAUCUUUGCCGGCCAAUUUGAAUCAGAAAACAAGAAGAUAUUAAAAACGAAAGAGAGGAAGAACAAAAAAACUAUGAGCAACCAGAGGGCGGCCCUCGAUUGAAGAUGCUCUGCUGCUAUUAGGAUUAUCCAUCAACAGAUUUCGGCGGAAAGGAAAACCCUAAUUGCAACAUUGCAAUAAGCGGCGAAACGAUGGAAGAGAUGAAAGAGCUGACGCGGUUAUUUGUAGGUUAUGAUACUGGGCUUCUGAGAGAUAGGGCAGCCCAGCCGUCAGCAGCGCCAGCGAUCCCGCUGUUUUGAGAGGCCGUUUACCAUUUGUUGUUGGUCCAUUUGCAGGUGUCAUUGACGGGCCACCAUUUUUGGGCCAAACAAAUGGCCCAUGAUGUUAAUGCUGUGUGUCGGUGGCGUCCAUGGGCUGAACUAGAGGGUAAGCAACGGGUAAAUCGGGUGGAUUUUGACUAUAAAAUUAUUUCAACUCACUUAUGAACAUAUUGACAAUUUUCAAGCCGUCACUCAUCCACACUUAUCAUCGAGUUUGGCCGGGCGGAUGGCUGAUGAUUUGGUUGGUUUAUCGGGUUUAACCUCAACAGCAUGAUCAUUUUCCAAGAAUCUAGUCGGACCAUGCCAUUGAAUUCCCUAACUACCUAACUGAACCUCGCAAUGUCCUCCUCAUCAAUGGCACGAGCAAGACCCACUAGCAACAUACAUAACACUCACGAGUCCCAGCAAAAGUAGGAUUCAAAUCCUAAUAUCCCUCCAGUGCAUUGCUCACUACGAUAACAGCCUCACCACCGCCAUCCCUACAAAGAUGGAAAACCCCAGUGCUCAUAAGAUGACCUUUAGCUCAAUACCUGCAAAGCGAGUCAUCAUUCCUCGCAAAGCAGCGGACAAACUGUUUUAUAUCUCAAUCGCCUUCGUGUACUGUCCCAACUCCGCAACAAACUGAGCUACUUUCAGCUUGUGCCGUCGGCAGAUAUUGGUGCUUGAUCCUCACAUUGGAAAAUAUCAGCAACUCUUUCAUAAAACUCGAUAGACUUCUCUAUGUUUGCUUAUUCUGCAUGUGCAUACAGUUCAGCGAUUUCCUUAGUGUACCUUGCAGGCUUCAGCCAUGUUGAUCUUCCGAUCUCACAUAAUUUUACCUUAUCACAAUUAUUGGCUUGCGGAAUUUAUAUAUAGUAUGGUAACCGGUUCUUCUAAUUAAUGUGACUAUUAAGGAAAAUACAUAACUUCCUACGAUUCUAACAUGGAAAUCUAAACUAAUAGGGAAUGGGACUUUGUGACAAAUUACAUAGUGAUACUCAUAUUUUAAUUGACACGUAAGUUGAGCCCAUAUUCAAACUUAAUGAAUUGUUUAACAUACAAACCGUGAUCAAUUUGGGAUUAGCAUGGGAAUUAGGUUAGUCGAGUCAUCAUCAUCUGUAAAUUCUAAUAGUGGAUUAAUAAAAAGCAAUAUGGCAAAACCCCAAGCUUAAGUAAUGCCCUAAUUAACUAUAUGUAUUGUCUCCAGCUGACUCAUGGCUUCGAGAUGUGGUCACUCCUACGUUGUAAGAAACUUCGAAUCUUGCAAACUAUUCUAAUCAAUCAAAUAUCCAUAUUGUUUUUAUAUAUAAAUAUUUCAGAAAACUGAACCACCUAAUUAAAUAUAGGGGAAGAAAAUGUAACAUGUACUUGUUUGAAACUGGUGCUGGCAGAUAUUGACCUCUAAUAUGAAAUGAGAAGUCUGAGUAUGAAAAAUGGUAUCUUUAAUUAAUUUUUGUGAAUUUACAUUCACAUUGGAUGAAGCAUUUUAUUAUAUAUGAAUUUUAAAAUAGAAAUAAGAUUUAAUUUAAGAUGCAAUUAUAAGGUUUUGAGAUAACUUAUACGUAGGUGAAAGUUUGAACUUUGAAACUUAAUCUGUUUUUUAUUUCACCAAAAUUAGCAACCUAAAUAAAUUUUCAGAUUAAUAUCCCAUAGUAAAAAAAAGGGGGGGAAAUACAAGAGGAAAAUCGGUCGGCGGUGGACGUGGCAGCCCCGUUCCUCACGUGCACGAGUCAUGGGGGUCCGAGUUAAAACAGAGCUUAUUUCUCUAGAGACAGUUUUUCCUAUAUUCGCUGUCAUUGGAACUCGUUUACCAGUUACCACCAGCCAUCUUUUUCACAUCAGAUCAUACUCCUCUGAAACCUUAAAAUGCAAGCCUCUCCUUUCAUGUACAGACCUACAGAAAGCACAGCAGAGCAAAAAAAGCAAGUCACUAGUAAAUUCUGCCAACAUGCAAGUGUAGAUGAUAAACUACACCGCCAAUCUCAUCGCUUCCAGAGUUAUUUGAAUGAACCAGUACAUUUCGAUCUCGUAUUAUAGAUUUUGAUCAAGAGAUUUUGUAUCUUUGAGGCAUGAAAUGAGUCGGGCAAGCUUCAUGAUUUACUGUUAGAAUGCUUCGAAAGAAACGAAUAAUUUUAAAUGAAGGAUUUCAACCCGUAUAUUAUAUAAUCAUAGUGCUGUACUCUGAAUAUUAUAAUACACAUUGUUGCAAUCCAUAAAGAAAAGGCAGAUCGUGAGACAGAGUAUUGAUGAUGACAUGGGGGAGUGAGUGAGUGAUUCCUUCUGCUCCCAACUGCUCCCAAUUCCCGUUAUUAUAUAUCAUAUCUGAAUUUACACAUUAGAUCAAGAUCACAUGAGAUUUAUCAAGUCAAUUCGAAGCAUAAGCAACCAGCUACGUGCUUCCAAUCUCCUCCUCUUCUUCCUCCUAAAAUAUUCUUCUGCUAUCCGCCAUUGGAGCAGCUCAUCCCGCCAAAACAAUCAAAAACUAAAUCAGAUGUAUAAAUCUAUCUGGUGAGAGAAUAUUGGGUAGCUCCAUUUUUUGGCUUCUUCCUGGGUUUCUUAGAGAGCUGCAUCCUCAUAAAAUUUCCAGCUGGACACGGAAAUGGCCGCUAUGUGAGGAGAGAUGAAUCAAUAUGGCGGGGAAUAGCAGAUGCAGCAGGGGAAAGCUAGCUCAAGAUUAUUUCUUCAGAUCAUCAUCCACUAAUCCUACUGCUAAUCCUCAAUCACUCCCUGGUGAGUUAAACUGCUCUGCAUUUGAUUGACAAGAGAGCUGCUCUGCAUAUUUACCAGUUUCUGGGUUUGUUUUUCUGGGUUUAGGCUUUGAUGAUGCUAUUGCAAAUGGGCCAGGGGCCUGGCCCAGUUGGAAGGCUAAAGUCUCUGGUGUUGUUUUGGAACUAUUUUGUGGGGGUUGUUGGUCUAUAUUACUGUUGUCUACUCCUUUUCCCCCCACCUUCUUUGUCAUUUGCUUAUGCAAGAACUUGAGGGGUAGAGAGUCAUGGGAAUGGCAUUACCAAAAUUAGUACUCUACUUCUCAUGAAAAUACUUCUCUUCUAGUAAGCUAGCCAUUGGUUUAGGUCUAAAUAAUAUGGACGAUUCAAAAACAUAGACAUCUAAAUCACAUAUAUCAUCACUUUCUUAUCGAUUUUGUUUCUUUACAAACUUCGAAACCAACAGGUAAUUUAUCAUGUUUUAGUCGAACUAUAGUUGUUCUAGCUGAUCACCAAUUACUUUAAUUUGUUUUGCUUGCUGCCGAUUCCCCACCUUUGUUAUGUCCAAGAAAACCAGUCAAACAAACACUUCAGAAAAGCUUAAUUAGCCUUCAUCACCGGCACAAGGGAAAACAGCAGUCCUGCCUGGGUAGUGGUAUUCUGAUGAGAGAUGCUUUGUUGCUAUACAAAGUUGUAUUCCUUCCACAUGCAUUUUACUGCAAAAUAAUGAUAGUUUAAUAAGGGAUUCAGAUCCAUUCUUUGUUAGCAUGUGACAUGGUGUGAUUCAAGCUAAUAUUCAAACAUUUCACUACUUAUAUAUGAAUGGUAAAAUAUGAUAUUACAAAAAAAUAUGAAUGAUAAUAAUAACAAAAGCAAAAAGAGUGAAUGAAAAAAAGAAAAAGAAAAGGGCAAAUAGCAUUUUCAAUCCAUUUAUUAUGUUGUUUCAACAAAUACGUCUGUAUAUUAUGGUUUGUUACUAAUAAUAAGUUCAUGUAGUAUGUUCUUUCUCCAUUGAUCUUUCAAUUAAAAAGUUUGUUCUGUCAUCUUAUUGAAACCAUCAAACAAUGCUUUGCAAAACUGCAUAAUUCAAGAGUCAUAACUCAUAUACCAUUUAUGUAGAAAUCUUCUAAUCAGUGUCAUAUAAAGUUUAAACUUCUAAUGAAGAUGGAGAACCUGAGAGUCAACUUAAAAGGCAAAACAAUAAAAAUACAACAAACCUAGCAACGACAAAUGGAUCAUAACAAAUAAACUGAUUAAGUAUGGAUUGUUUCCACUUAAUAUAAUAAAUUACACUUCUAUUUUAUAUCUAGCUAGAUAGACAUAUUUGUGAAAACAACAUAAUAAUUUUUAUUAUGACCCAUGAAUAAACCAUUACAUAUCGG